AUGGAAAAUAUUAAAACUAUUAAAGAAUAUAUUGAAAUUGGUAAAGAUAGAAGUGGUAAUAAUUCACCAAUAUUUAAAUUAUAUUAUGAAAGUUAUGGUGAAAUUGAAGCACCAAUUAAAAUUAUAUUCAUUGCAGGAUUUAUGUCAAGUGGGAAGAACGAUUAUUAUAAACAAGUGGAAUAUUUUAUGAAACAAGAACUUGUUAAUAAAUGCUACCAAAUUGUUAUAUUUGAUAACCGUGGUUCUGGCAACUCUGGCACUCCCAAUAAAUUUUCAACAUUCGAUAUGGCAUUGGAUAUGAUAGAAUUAAUGGACCAUUUAGGAUGGGACUCUGCACAUGUCAUCGGUGCGUCCAUGGGCGGCAUGAUUGCGUUGGAAUUGGCAACGGUUAUACCCCCACAAAGAAUUCGCUCACUUACAUUAGCAGUAACCCACGCAGGCCAUACAAUUACACCCAUCAAAGGUACAAAAGCAGUAACAAAAUCAAUUUUCACAUCUGAUCCAAUUAAAAAAUCACAAAUUACAAUUGAUUCGUUAUAUUCCAAAGAGUAUUUAUCGAAAUUGUCCAUCGAAGACCCAAGUAGGUCAAAUAAAGAUGUUUUGACAGACAUUUUCGUCGACAGAUUAAAAACCUCAAAAAAACCAUCACUAAAUGCAAUUAUGGGUCAUUUUAAAUCAGUGUUAACUCAUUACAUAUCUGAAACUAAAUUAAAGUAUAUUAGUAAUCAAGAAUUUCCAAUACAAAUAAUCACUGGAACAAAUGAUCAUUUAGUUGAUCCAAAGAAUUCGUUUUAUUUGAAAUCCAAAUUAAAUCCUUGUGAAUUUACAGUUUUUCAAGGUUGUGGUCAUGCUGUAAAUACUGAAAGAUUAAAUGAUUUUAAUAAUUUAAUUCAAUCCCAUAUAAAUCGUUUUAUACCUGAUCAUAAUAUUUUAAAUCAAUAUUUAAAAAAAUAA
Messenger RNA from Dictyostelium discoideum AX4, 954 nucleotides. RefSeq lists its product as hypothetical. The coding region runs from base 1 to 954 and encodes 317 amino acids. The transcript has a single exon. NCBI's taxonomy places the organism in Eukaryota, Evosea, Eumycetozoa, Dictyosteliales, Dictyosteliaceae. The record is from RefSeq and is a predicted model, not a curated record.